GGCGAGAGGUGUGCAAGAGUUUUAGUUAUGAUGGCGUUUAACAUCAAAAAUAAUAUCUUAUCAAAAUUAUUUCCAAUAAUAACAGUGUUGUUGAUUUUUAUUAGAGGAUUUGAGAGUUUUAAUUUAUAUUCUUUAGAAACGAGGUAUAUCGAAGUACCAGUGGAUCACUUUUCGGCAACGCCAAUAACAAAAUAUUUUUAUUUGAGAUACAUGGUUAACGCAAAGUACUAUCGUAAGGGCGGUCCAGUAUUCGUUUAUACGGGGGGCAAUCGAGAUAUUUCAAUUACAGCACAAAACUCUGGUUUUUUGUUCGACAUUGCACCAAUUUUCAACGCGGUGUUGGUUUUUAUCGAGCAUCGAUAUUACGGGACAUCACUACCGUUUGGAAACGCAUCAUUCGCAACUAUUGAAAACUUGAAGUAUUUAAGCACAACACAGGCGUUAGCAGAUUUUGCGUUUCUCAUUGAUGCUUUGAAGAAGAAAUUUUUUCAAAAAGCUGAGCCGCCAUUUAUCGCUUUCGGAGGACACUAUGGUGGAAUGUUGGCAGCCUGGUUAAGAUUGAAGUAUCCACAUUCAGUUGAUGGAGCUAUAACUUCGUCCGCACCUAUUUUAUACUUUCCCGAGCUCACUUCUUGCGAAGGAUAUUAUAAAACGGUUACGCGAGUUUUCAAAGUUUAUGGAAAGGAGAAAUGUGUCAAAACAAUAAAGCUCGGAUGGGAAGUAAUCUUAGACCUAACUAAAUCAAAUUUAGGCAAGGAUUACAUUUCUUCAACAUGGAAACUUUGCAAUAAACUAAAAACACCAGAAGAUGUUGACAUAUUUUUAGAUUGGUUAGCCAAUGUCUACAUCAAAUUGGCCAUGGUAAACUACCCAUAUAGUUCUGAAUACUUCGAACCAGUUCCAGCCUUUCCUGUGAUGGUUUUUUGCAACAAACUUACCUCUAAUUAUGUUAAUAACACAAAAGGAUUUAUUCAAAAUUAUGCCGAAGCUUUGCAAAUGAUCACUAAUUAUACAGGCCAAACAGAUUGUAUCAACAUUUUCUAUAAACAAGAAGAUUCCAAUGAAGUUGCUUGGCAGUACCAAACUUGUACAGAGUUGAUAAUGCCCAAAUGCUCAACCGACGAAGACAUGUUUUUGACAAAAAACUGGAAUUAUCAACAAUUUGCUCUUAAUUGUUACAAACAAUUUGGAGUUAGAUCAAGACCUAACGGACCUUUGACAUAUGGAAAAAAUGUGGACUCUUAUUCGAAUGUAGUCUUCAGUAAUAGCAUGUUAGAUCCAGGUGCAUGGGGUGGUGCUUAUCUAAAGUCUGCAGAUACAUUAAAUGACUCCGUGUUGACUUAUCAAAUUAUCGAUGCUCCACACCUUAUGGACCUCAGAGGAUCUGAUUCUGCUGAUGAUAAUAAUAUCGUGACAGCAAGGAAGUUUUAUAUAUCAACUAUUAAAAAGUGGCUUAAACGGGGUUAGGCGAUCUAGUGAUAAAUCAGACGAUGAACAUGACUUAAACUAUUAAUAUUUUUUAAUUUAUUUGGGUACCUAAUUAUUAAAAUACAAGAGUGUCUAAUGCAUGUCUCCCAAAUGUUGAAAAUUGUAAAAUACAAUAAUAUUUAUGUCAAAAUUCUUAGUGCAUAAAAUAAAA
Messenger RNA from Psylliodes chrysocephalus, 1639 nucleotides. NCBI's taxonomy places the organism in Eukaryota, Metazoa, Arthropoda, Insecta, Coleoptera, Chrysomelidae. The record is from the annotation of a GenBank genome assembly.